AUGACUUUUAUCAGUAAACAUGACCAGGAAGACUCCUCUUUCGACAGCAGCACGAUGAUUUCGGUUGAGAAAGCACAGUCUGUGAAUGAAUGCACCUCGCUCAUCGACAGAUCAACUGAUGAACCCGACUCGCCGCAUCUCUACCCUGUCGACGUCGGGUAUCGCCCAUGGCUUACGCUCUUUGGAGCCACUUGCGGGAUGCUCCCGACCUUUGGCUAUCUGGUAGCAAUCGGCAUCUUCCAGGACUACUACCAAAACAACCAGCUACGAGACUACUCCCCCUCCCAAAUCUCCUGGAUCAACUCGCUCGACAUCUUCCUCACCAUCUUCCUCGCCGUCAUCGUCGGUCCCAUCUACGACGUCGUGGGCCCGCGACCACUCAUCAUUCCCGGCACAAUCAUCAUGACCCUCGGCGUCAUGCUCACCUCCAUCAGCACGCAAUACUACCAAUUCAUCCUCACGCAAGGCAUCCUGACCCCCAUCGGCUCCGCGCUCGUCUUCCACGCCGCCGCGCCAGCUACUUCCUCCUGGUUUGUGAAAUACCGCGCGACAGCGUUCGGCAUCGGCCACGCGGGCUCGGCCCUCGGCGGCGCAAUCAUGCCCGUCAUCUUCAACGGCAUCGAGCCCAAGUUCGGCUUCGGCUGGGCCGUUCGCGGAAUCGGGUUCUUCAUGUUUGGACUCUCGCUCAUCUGCUGCGUCUUCACCAAGUCACGCGUCCCGCCGCCUGGGUUCCAAAAGAUCGACUUUACGAAAACAUACAUCCGCCCAUUCUCGCAAAAACCGUUCCUCCUGCUCACCAUCGCCGUCUUCUUCGUCUUCUUUGGCGCCUUCAUCCCCGUCGCCUUCAUCCCCUCCCACGCCGUCUCCCGCGGCUUCUCCCGCGAAUCUGCAUCCUACCUCAUCACCAUCUUCAACGCCGUCUCCAUCCUCGGCCGCAUCAUCCCGGGAAUAACCGCAGACCGCCUCGGCCGCUUCAACACCUACGCCGUCUGCUCCUUCCUCGCCGGCCUCUUCACCCUCGCACUCUGGAUCCCCGCCGAAAACAGACCCGCAAUCAUCCUCUACUCCGUCCUCUUUGGCUUCUUCUCCGGCGCAUCCGUCUCCCUUUUCCAAGCCUGCGUCGCAGACAUCACGCCCAGUCCCGAAAUCGGCGCUCGGCUCGGCACGAUCUCGGCCGUCAUGGCCUUCGCGGCCUUAGCAGGCGGUCCUGUCGCGGGCGCAAUCAUCUCCGCAAACGGUGAUCGAUAUUUCGGCGCCGCGAUAUUCACUGCCGUCGUCAUGAUCUUUGGAGCGCUCAUGACGCUCGUGGCGAAGUUUUAUGCUACAAAGGGGAAUUUAUGGGCGUUGAGCUAG
Molecule: messenger RNA, 1353 nt
Organism: Myxozyma melibiosi
Lineage: Eukaryota; Fungi; Ascomycota; Lipomycetes; Lipomycetales; Lipomycetaceae
Product: major facilitator superfamily domain-containing protein
Exons: 2
Coding region: 1-1353 (450 amino acids)
Biological process (GO): transmembrane transport
Cellular component (GO): membrane
Molecular function (GO): transmembrane transporter activity
Source: RefSeq, a predicted model, not a curated record